AUGUCGUCGUCUUCCCUUUACAUUCCGGGAGAGACCAUCGUCCCGUACCAGUGCACUCCCGGGGAGGAGGAAGAGGUGACCGCCACUGUGAUUCGCAAAAUCUUUUCUGGCCUGAGUGUGUUUGGCAGCUCGUUUAUUUUGGCAACGAUUUAUCAGAAAUGGCGUCGCGCUCCCCGUAGUAUCGAUCCCUAUUGCCGCAUCAUGGUGGGCCUCAGUUUGUAUGAUAUUAUAUGGAGUUUCUUUCCCUGGUUCAUGGGUAGCUGGUUAAUGCCCGCAGAGACCGGUCACUACGGUGCCAGUGGCAAUACCCAAACAUGCACAAUGCAGGGUUUCUUCUUUUGGUUGGGCGUACCGGGUGCCCAAUACUAUCAAAUAUUGUUGUCGCUCCAUACCCUGCUUUUGGUGACGUUCCGAUGGACACCACUCGAUUUUCACAAAUACAUUGAACGGUGGUCCCACGGAGCCAUUUUCUUUAUUUCGGUAGUAUUGGCGACAAUCCCCCUCUUUUUUCAGGGGUACAAUCCCGAAUGCUCCACCUGUUUGCCGGCACCGUUGCCCAUUUGGUGCGGGGAUUGGAUCUUUUGGGGAGACGGCGAGACGGAGUGUCUCCGUGGGAGUCCCAAACUAAGCCAGGCAUACUAUACAAUCUACCUCACCAAUCUGUCCAUCAUGGGGGUCUUUUGCACCUACUCCAUGCUCCAGGUCUACUGGACCGUGCGGAAACAGGAGGACCGAAAUUCCCGGUACAUUGCCUCCUUUCAGCGAACCGACGCGCAUCGAACCAAGUCGAGACGCAUUCGACGAACCAUGAUCUUGUACACAUUUGGCUUUUACUUGUGUUGGAUCUGUCCUAGCUUUAUCAUUCACUUUGCCAAACAGGGAACGCCCAUGAUGAUCAUGUCCUAUAUCCUACUACCCUUUCAAGGAUUCUUUAAUAUGAUCAUCUUUUUGGCCCCCAAGUGUGCCAAAUACCAGAAAGAUCAUCCUGGAACAUGGCUGCUCAUGGCCUACUUGUAUGUCUUGUUAGACACCAUUGCAACUCCCGUCAAGUAUGUGAUCAGCGGAUCAUCGCGGCAAUUGGAUUCCAUGAGACCUCGACAAUCCUCGUUGAGGGUGCGCAACCCGUUUCGAAUGUCGAGUUCGACAUUCAGCAUUAAUAAUUUCAGUUGGAGGGGGACCCUGCCAGGAGAAACGGAUGUAACGACUCAAGUGGAAUUUCAGGGCGAUGACGACGAUGAUAAUCUCGGUUUCAAUGACUUUAAUGAGGAUCCUUUUGCAACUGAAGAGCCAGUUCCACAACAGCAGCGGCAGCCACAACGGAGUACAGGGAACCUCAUGGAUGCCGUCAAGGAGGAGGAAGAGCUUGAUCAAAGUGAACCAGCGCACGAUAUCAAGGAGCUUCCCUCCGAAAAGAAGGUGGCAAUUGGUGGUGAUGAGACGACGAGAAGGGACGAAGAGUCAAAAACUUUUUCUGCUGACAUGACAAGUCAAGAACUGGACCCACCAGGCCACACUCCUGCUGAAGAGACGCCUUCUGCGGAGGACGACCCCCCCCGAGCAAUGGACCGGGGAUGA
This is a messenger RNA of Seminavis robusta, 1575 nucleotides long. The record is from the annotation of a GenBank genome assembly. NCBI's taxonomy places the organism in Eukaryota, Bacillariophyta, Bacillariophyceae, Naviculales, Naviculaceae.